UGUUCCUCCGACCGCUAACAGCACAAUCUGAGCACUGGGGGACACAGGACAGGACUCAUCAGGGCGGAGUGGAUGCAACCUCUGUGAAGUUACUCGUGUUCAAAGGAAGUUAGAGAUAAAACGCCGGUGAUAACGAUAUCUUUCCCUUUGGACUUUAGAAGUUGUUGUGAGGAGUUUUUCUAUUGAAUAUGUUGUAGAUAUAUUUGUGCAUUUAUGUAGAGUAUUGGGCCAUCUAUAAGCUAUUCAUUUUGCUCUAGCAAACAGAAGCAAGGCAGCUCAUGUUCCGUUUGACAGCGUUUCUAUGUGAUCUGGCCGCGGGGGUUCUCAUGAACCUCAGUCAUUUCCCUCGGCAAUGUUUUUCUCCCAUGGGCAAUGGAGGCAGAGCAACUGAUGCACGCUGUUGUGGUACACACCUUUGAUGCGUCUGUUAAUAUUUUUGUAGUCUCAAAACACUGUUUUUCUGUUAUCUUUUGAGGUGGGUUUCGUGGACAUCCACCAUUAUGCUAUUUUUCUAAGACUGCAGCGACUGGUAGGUGAAUGACUGACUUUAUAAGAAUUAUUUGUCAUAAUUUAUGUUCAGUGUGUUUAAUUUUACAUUUUAAACACAAAUAUACCUUGUUUUAGUACAAGUAAAAUAGCAACUUUUGGACAUCAAUCUACCGUUUCCAUCUAAAAUUCGGUGGAGUUUUUAGUCAAUCAUGACGGAAACAAUGGCAUUGAGUGGAAACUGUAGGACUAACCCUACGUCCAAAGACCAAGGAUCUGUUCAGAAUAGUUUCCCAGAUGUUGUAGAAUUAAACGUUGGGGGACAGGUAUAUUACACACGUCAUGCUACGUUAGUAAGCACCCCGAAUUCCUUGCUGGGAAAAAUAUUCUCACCCAAGAAAGAUGCCACUAACGACUUGGCGCGGGACCCUAAGGGACGCUAUUUUAUCGACAGAGAUGGAUUUCUAUUUCGAUAUGUUCUGGACUUCCUCAGAGACAAACAAGUUGUACUGCCCGACCAUUUUCCAGAGAAGGGGAGGCUUAGGAAAGAGGCGGAGUACUUUCAGUUGUCAGACAUGGUCAAACUAUUGACCCCCGAAGAUUUAAAACACAGUCCAGACGAAUACUUCCACAGUGAUUUUGAAGAUGGUUCUCAUGGCAGCGACCACAAGAUGUGUCCGCCGUCAUCACUGGUCCCGGCGGACAGAAAAAGUGGGUUCAUUACAGUUGGUUACAGGGGCUCUUGCACAGUGGGCAGAGAGAGUCAAACUGACGCCAAAUUCAGAAGGGUCCCGCGGAUUUUGAUUUGUGGGAGGGUCGCGUUAGCCAAAGAAGUUUUUGGCGAGACCUUGAAUGAGAGUCGAGACCCAGACAGGACACCGGAUCGAUAUACUUCCAGGUUUUACCUGAAGUUCAAACACCUUGAGAGAUCAUUUGACAUCCUGUCAGAGUGUGGUUUCCAGAUGGUUGCCUGUAACUCUUCAGUCACAGCGUCCUCCGUGAAUCGACACACAGAGGACAAGAUCUGGUCAAGUUACACUGAAUACAUCUUCUAUCGUGGCACCUCUCGGUGGUCUUCCCCGCCCUGCGACUGCUGCUGCAAGAACCACAAGGGAGAGGGCGAGAGCGGCACCUCCUUCAACGAGCUCUCCACCUCAAGCUCCGAGAGCCAGUCAGAGGCCAGCUCACCCCACGGCACCGUUAUCUGUGGGCCGGUGAGCCAGCAGUCCCACGUCCAUGUCCAGACCCUGGACCGGCCGCUGAAGAAGGGCCCGGUGCAGAUGCUGCAGCAGUCAGAGCAGCGCAGGAAGAGUGAUCUCCUCCGAACACUCACUGCCAGCUCCCGAGAUACCAGCACCUGCAAGAAGAGGCCGGCCAAGGAGAAGAUGACCAUUGAGGAGGAGCUGGAGAAGUGCAUCCAGGACUUCCGCAAGAUCAAGAUCCCUGAGCGCUUCCCGGAGAGGAAGUACAUGUGGCAGGCAGAUCUACUAAGGAAGUACCGUCUCUGAGAGGGAUCCAGUUAAAACACUUAGGCAUCACAGAGACAGCAAAAAAACAGGCAUAAAACCAUGACUGUUUAGCUAACUGUAUGUGUGUAUAUAUGUAUUGGCACCCUUCCAAUUUACUUGAAUAAUUCCCUAUUUCUCCACACCUUGUUAUUGGGUUUUCAACAUUGCAGAACUUAAGUUAAUUAACUUACAAUUUAAAUGUACAUUUAUUGGCACCCUUGAGCUACUACUUCGUUGCACACCCUUUGGCCAAGAUAGCUGCCAACAAAUGCUUCUUGUAGCCAUCAAUGGGCUUGCUGCACCUUUCUACUUCAACAUUUUUGGACACUGGGUUGAACUUUGUACUCCAUCUGCUGAUUUCACAAUGUCUUGCAUACAUUCAACGUCCCCAGAGGCAGCAAAGUAACCCACAGCAUUAUCGAACCUGCCCCAUGAUUGAUCGUAAGGAGGGUGUUAUUUUCUUUAAAUGCUUCAUUUAGUCAUUGGUAAACAUAGGAAGACCCCACUGCUGAAGGAGACACAAAAAAGCCUGUUGAACUUCUCAAAAUAACUACCGAAACAAGCUUAAAUCCUGGGGAAAAUGUUCUGUGGACCAAUGAAACUAAAUUUGAGCUUUAGCAAAACAGAAGAGCGCUGUGUUUACUGAUGACAAAAUGAAAAAUUCAAUGAAAGACCCUCCCCUACAAUCAAAUAUGGGGGAAGUUUGAUAAUGCUGUGGGGUUCCUUUCCUGCCUCUAAUACUGGAGUCCUUGUUAUGCGCAAGGCAUCAAUAAAUCUUCAGAUGAUCAGGGGAUUUGGAGUCCAAUGUUCAACCCAGUGUCCAAACUGGGUCCCCAUUGAAGGUUGUGGAUCUUCCUGCAAGACAAUGACCCCAAACACACAUCAAAAAUCACCCAGGAAUGGCUCAAGAAGAGAUUCUUGACUGUUCUGGAGUAGCCAGCGAAGUCCAAAUCUAAGUCACAUUGAAAACCGAUGGUGAGAUCUGAAAACAGCAAUUGGUGGAGGCCACCCCUCAGAAAUGUAAGAACCACAGCAGUUUGCUUCUGAAAAGUGGGCCAAAUUGCCAGGAGAAAGUUGCAGCAAGCUCAAUGACGGUACAGGAAGUGUUUGUCUGCAGCUUUCUUGAUCAAAGACUUUGCAACCAAGUACUAGCUCCAGGGUGCCAAUCAUUUUGUCCAUGCCAUUUGUCUUUAUUUUCUCAAUUAAAAUUGUAAACAUAAGUUUACAAAAAAAAAAUGGUUUUGUUUGUGUUGAAAAUCCAACAACUUAUUUUAGAAUUAUUUAAGAAAGGUCCACGGGUGCCAAUAUAUUUGGUCGCAACUGUAUGUAUGUAUGUAUGUAUGUAUGUAUGUAUGUAUGUAUGUAUGUAUUGAUGCUCAUCGCCACUGCCUCAGUGUCUACUGUAUGUCUUAUGCUUUAGGUUCUGGAUGACUGAUCUCAAUGGAAUAAUGGCAAUGGACAAAAGACAUCUCUUUCUUCACCAACUGCUUCCUGUAUGCUCAAAGGGUAUAUCUGACUGCACAGUUUUAUCCACAAUCUUUUGAAAGCACUAAAGAGCACAAUUGGUGUGUGAGAGAUUGUUCUACACACACUGCUGAUUUUUGCAUGCAGAUUGCACAGAAAUCGAAGAUACGUGUGUAUCAGAAUGAUAAAUGAUUCAUGCUGUCCCGAUAAUGCACUUUCUAAAAAUACCUGCUGCCAGAGCGGAGGGGAUGAAUAGCUUCUUUGAUUUCAACACUUUCAGGAACGCAGGCAACUCCAGAGGAAGUAUGGGCUUUUUUUGGGGGGGGAAUUUGAAAAACACCGAAAGAUACUGUAUAUCAAAACAGCUUUCAGAUGGAAAUGGGAAGGGAUACAGAUGAAGGUGUUCCUUAAGGGGUGAUGAAGGAUGGGUUUGUUUUAAUGAGAUUGAAGUCAAACACAAAGAAACACCAAUGACUGAAAAGAGGGAGUAGUCCUGUGCAAGUGCUUUCCCCAAAAGGUUAACUACAGUUACAGCAGGUGUUCACACACACACACACACACACACACACACACACACACACACACACACACACACACACACACACACACACACACACACACACACACACAGAGAGAUAGAUCAGGGGCUUAUUUCAACAAUGAAUGUGUGACAUGAGUGCACAGGAGAGCAGACAGGAUAGCAUUGCUGAACAUCCCAUGACAGAUUGAUGUUUUCUAUCGUAGUUGUUGCCAUUGUGGUCAAUAGAUAAUGAUUAUUAGGUGCUGGGGUACAUGGACAAGGGUAAUAGACAUGGUUGAUGACAUCCCUGCAGAUAUUGAUGAGACUUGUAGGUUAUUGAUGAAUAUACGCUGCUCUUGUUUUCACUGAAUACCACAUCUAAAUAUUGUUUGUUUUCUGUAUCCUUACAUGCCUUGGUGAGGAUCAAAGUACA
Messenger RNA from Oncorhynchus mykiss (rainbow trout), 4411 nucleotides. Its product is annotated as BTB/POZ domain-containing protein KCTD16-like. The record is from RefSeq and is a predicted model, not a curated record. Gene Ontology annotation, biological process: regulation of G protein-coupled receptor signaling pathway; protein homooligomerization. NCBI's taxonomy places the organism in Eukaryota, Metazoa, Chordata, Actinopteri, Salmoniformes, Salmonidae. Gene Ontology annotation, molecular function: protein binding. Gene Ontology annotation, cellular component: presynaptic membrane; postsynaptic membrane; signaling receptor complex.